Molecule: messenger RNA, 894 nt
Organism: Sparassis crispa
Lineage: Eukaryota; Fungi; Basidiomycota; Agaricomycetes; Polyporales; Sparassidaceae
Exons: 4
Coding region: 1-894 (297 amino acids)
Source: RefSeq, a predicted model, not a curated record
AUGCUGACGCUAAGCCCCAGCCUGAGCCGCAAGAAGAGAGCAGCGACUCCUGACGAUAGUGAUACAUUAGAAGGAAUCCUCGUUUCUGACUACUACGUCGGGUCCCCGACACUCACGCAGAACGUGAAAUGGCGCAGGUACAAGGAUAUGAGCAUCCUCGUACGGAAGGAUUCAGAUGAACUAGCAGCCGAGCUUGAAUGGGUUGGAGAGAUUGACGCAUCCCCCGCGACAUUUUACCUAUACGUCUGCGGGAAAUGGAGGAGUGGUUUUUUUCUCCACCCGUCUGGAAAGCCGCAACCUUUCACCAAUGCCAAGGCUAGAGGACGUAUCAUUGCCCCGACUACUUCCAGGUGGAAGAAAAUAAUUAGCGACUAUGUCUGGGAUUCUAUCCUCGAGGGGUUCCAGAGAAUUCAGACUUCGAGAUCGACGGAAGGUGCAGCGUGCAGGCAUACCAUUGUCGACACUGACGGUGUGAAAGUCAGACACUCGAUUUUUCAGCCUUUGGAUGAAGAAGGGCGUGAAUAUCCUUCGAACCUGGAGGCCUCCAUGGAGCGUUGGAUUUGCCAAGAUGCAGCUACCCAAGAAGAGUUGCAGGAUAUUAUAGCAGAAGGGAAAUAUGAAGGCCAACCACUCACUGUCAUUGGGGUCGAUGGCCGACCAAUUCUGCCCAAGGACUACAAGUCACAUUUGUCAGGUGCAAUCGUGCACAUCAAAGCGGGCAUCGUCGACCAAUAUUUUGAUAGUCAGAAUUUUGACAACUACUUCGCCGAUAUUAGCGAGAUUAGGGUGCUUGCGCCUCCAGCGCCUCCGCCUCAAUCUCCGUCCAAGAGACGCUAUCAGGAAUUGCUACGGCAGGAUGCCAUAGCCUGCAAAAGGCACCGGGCGAAUGUUUGA